UCAGUUCACGUUGUUUAGCGUGGGACAGAACAUACUGGUCUUGUCGUUGUAAAAUCUUUUCACUUACAUCAUAUUUUUAAAGACGGCUCGACGCACGGCAGACGCUCGGAAUCGUGACAGCCUGUUCCGCGCACGUGUCGCACGUUAAAUUACAGUGCCUGCCCUACAUGCAGCGUCGCUCGCCCUAUCCAUAACGCUAUGAAAAUCUGGACGUCCGAACAUAUCUUCGAUCAUCCAUGGGAAACGGUAGCACAAGCUGCAUGGAGAAAAUACCCGAAUCCUAUGGUACCUUCGGUAAUCGGGGCAGAUGUCAUCGACAGAAAAGUAGUUGACGGUGUUCUUCACACCCACAGACUCGUUGUAUCUACACAAUGGGGAUUUCCUAAAUGGACGCAAGCGUUAAUUGGCUACGCGAACUUGUGUUACGCCAGCGAGCGCAGCGAGGUCGAUCCUGUGAAUAGAGAAAUGAUCCUCAGGACGCAUAAUUUAACUUUCGGCAAUUAUAUCGCUGUAGAUGAAGCUGUCAGAUAUACACCCCAUCCGACUGACCCUAACAAGACACUACUCACGCAAGAAGCGGUAGUCACCGUCCGAGGAGUACCACUAACCAACUACAUGGAGGACCUUUUAGCCUCGAAAAUUUCAUUCAAUGCGAGCAAAGAGUCACCAUCAGCGUAGACAACCGCCGUGCAAACACGCGCAAAGAGGUGGCUGGCUGAAUAUCCUGCUAUCCCGACGAGGCAGGUGUAAGUACCGUGUUAGUCUUACGGGUUAUGUCGCAGCUAGCAGAGCUAACUAAUAGCCUCUUAGCCUCGGCUUAGGUAGGAUCACGCUGCAAGCGACCGCACCUCCUUGGCUCUCAGACUCCGGAGCAAACCCCUUAACCCUAGAUGCGAUCCUUAAGCCUGUGCGAGCCUUGCAAACUGCUGAUUUCCUUCUCUUACCAUGACGAUAGAUUAGCUUGUGUCAUUGACUGAUUUUUAGGUCUUGACUUGAAUAUAGAUCGCGCGUACUAUUUUCAGAGUGGAGAUUUACAGCCACGCUGUAUAUUUCUCCUGACAGUAUGCAUCUGACUGAAUUAUAUCAUUUGUGAAAACAUGUAUUCUUAUAAUGCUCCAUAAAGAAUUUCAUUAAUUUUGUUAGUAAAUAAAUUUUAAUAUAAAAGAAAACGCGUGCAUAUAUGAUUAAAAUAUAUUAGAAUAACAAUAUAAAAUACGCAUCAUGUUUCCUAAGUAGCUAGAAAAUGUAUAAUAGCGAGAAAAGUAAAGUUUGUUCUGUUUCGUUUUUUAUGUGUGACCAAGUCAUAAAGAGUAUAGAACUUGAUGAAAAGUACACGAAAGGCGGAGUUAAGAGUUACAAAAACAUUGCGUAAUAGUCUAUUGCGAAGCGUCUAAAGUAUUCUUAUAAAGUCCUUUUGAAUUUCGCUAUCAAAAAGUUUCAAGUAGAAUAUUAAUAAAGAAUGCGUCCGUGUACUAUCCUUCGAAAAAUAACAUGCGCACCAACACGCGGACGCUGCUCUCGCCUAGUCGCUUUUAUGUGCAGCGCAUGCGACAUUUUAAAAGCAAUAACCUUUACGAGCGUCUAAAGCAAGUUUCUUAAAGCAUUAAUAACGCGGGUGCAUAUGCAUCAAAUUCACUAGUAAUUUCGAUGGCGGAAUCUUCAUAGAAAUUUUCACAUAGAACGACAAAAGAAUUCAUUAGACAGGGAAUGAUGCCCGGCGCGUAAUAAACCGAGCGACAAGCGGAGAAUUUAUUCACCGGCGUAUAUCGGCUAUCGCAAUUCGUAUCGAUGCGAAAAGUUUGGCGAAACAUUACGACAGUUACGUAAACUCCCGGCGGAGGCAAUAUAACGUCAUUAUCUCGUGGUGCACGCUAAAGAACCGGCGCAUCGCGAGAUUUAUGGUGGCAAUGUGCAACACCUAUGCGGACCUUUAUCAACGAAAACGGGACUCUCUUCGGUUGACGACAAAAAGUCGAUAGGACACACGUAAACAAAUCCACGAGAGUUCGAGUUUGCCGGCCCUCGAUGUGCCAUUCAUUAAUUAAAUCUCGUUUAAGUAGUCGAGGCGUCCGAACGACGGUAAAUAAUGGGACAGACGGCGGCAUGUCCCGAUAAACUGGGACGUCUGGGCGACCCUAACACAAACGUAUAUGCCGUUUGUUUCUCUGUGAAAUUAAUUCGAGCUCGGGGGUGCCCGUUCACCGGUGCGUCGGUAAUAUUUCAAAGCAGUGAAAACCUGUCGAUACAAUGGCGACAUCGGAACUUGUCUCCUUUUUAGGCUACUAAAUAAAUUAACUAGCAGGUAACGCCCAAUUGUGAUCAUUUCGAGCGAUUUUUCACAUCUCUAUUUCGGGAGAAGCGUAUAUUGUAAAUGUUUAUACAUAUAUUAUAUGUAUAUAUAUAUAUAUAUACCAAAUAUUAAGAAUUUUUUUGAAAUUUUGUGAUGUUAUCAUUAAGAAAUAAACAAUAAAAUUUGGAUGUAAUAUGUCGAGUAUUAAUUGCUUGAUAUCUAAAUAUCCAUUAUUUUUUUAUUCUAUAUAUAUGUAUAUGAUUACAUUUAAAGAAACUGAAAAAAUUCAAGUUUAAAAUAUGUAAUGUUAUUUCAGAGUUAAUCUUAGUAUUGCGUAUAUUUUAUAUACAUAUAUAUAUCCUA
Molecule: messenger RNA, 2653 nt
Organism: Formica exsecta
Lineage: Eukaryota; Metazoa; Arthropoda; Insecta; Hymenoptera; Formicidae
Gene: slmo
Product: protein slowmo
Exons: 5
Coding region: 199-678 (159 amino acids)
Biological process (GO): phospholipid transport
Cellular component (GO): mitochondrial intermembrane space
Molecular function (GO): phosphatidic acid transfer activity
Source: RefSeq, a predicted model, not a curated record